AUGCUUCGAAAGACAGCGGGAGAGGUUCUCAAGAAGAGUCCAAACGAUGUGGUAGUGCUCUCCGCAGUACGAAGCCCCAUCGCACGGGCAUUCAAGGGCGGUUUCAAGGAUGCGUACCCUGAAGAAAUCCUGAUGCCUGUAAUGCAAGCGGCCGUGAGGCGAGCAAAUAUCGAUCCUGGCCAAGUCAACGAUGCAAUGAUUGGCAAUGUUCUUGCGGAGCUAGGUUUCGCAAAGACCGGGCGCAUGGCCCUCAAUGCUGCGGGGUUCCCGAACUCCACGACUUUCCACACAGUCAACAGGCAGUGCUCGAGUAGUCUACAAGCGAUCACACAUAUAUCACACUCGAUUCUGGCUGGGCAAAUCGAUGUCGGGCUCGGUGGUGGUGUGGAGAGUAUGUCGCGAAACUAUUCGACGCGUGGAAUUCCUGUGGAUGUGUCGCCUACCCUUAAGGAAUCACCUAUAAAGGAUGCUCCAGAUUGUUUAGUGCCCAUGCUGCAAACAUCUGAAAAUGUUGCGUCGCGGUAUGGAAUAGGUCGACGUGAGCAGGACGAAUUCGCGGCGGAGAGUCAACGACGUGCGACUGAGGCGCAGCGAUCUGGCAGGUUUGCGAAUGAGAUCAUACCUAUUCCAGUCAGAUCAAUUAGCGCAGGUAUUGAUGAGGAGACUAUCAUGAUCGUUGAGCGUGAUGAGGGUGUCCGUACGAACGUGACUGCAGAGAAGUUGGCAACGCUGAGUCCUGUGCUAGAGAAUGGAUUCAGUACUGCUGGGAACUCGUCGCAAAUCUCCGAUGGUGCUUCGAGCACCAUACUCGCUCGCCGCUCUUGGGCUGAUGCCCGUGGAUUGGAGCCAAUUGCACGGUUUGCCGGCACCCAAGUUGCUGGCUGUGCCCCCGAUGAGAUGGGGAUCGGGCCCGUUCUCGCUAUUCAGAAUCUUUACAAGUAUCUAGGGAUUGAAAACAAGGACAUUGACAUUGUGGAGAUGAAUGAAGCCUUUGCAAGCCAGUCGAUUUACUGCAUCCGUGAGCUUGGUCUGGACAUGAGCAAGGUCAACCCAAAUGGUGGUGCCAUUGCUCUUGGACACCCUGUUGGGGCGACAGGUGCUAGACAGGUCGCUACGCUUCUUUCUGAGCUCCGAAGACAAGAUAAAGAAAUGGGUAUUGUGAGCAUGUGUGCUAGUACCGGUAUGGGGGUGGCAUCUCUCUUUAUUCGCGAGUAA
Messenger RNA from Penicillium pulvis, 1215 nucleotides. Its product is annotated as thiolase family protein. The transcript has 4 exons. The record is from RefSeq and is a predicted model, not a curated record. NCBI's taxonomy places the organism in Eukaryota, Fungi, Ascomycota, Eurotiomycetes, Eurotiales, Aspergillaceae. The coding region runs from base 1 to 1215 and encodes 404 amino acids. Gene Ontology annotation, biological process: fatty acid beta-oxidation; phenylacetate catabolic process. Gene Ontology annotation, molecular function: acetyl-CoA C-acyltransferase activity. Gene Ontology annotation, cellular component: peroxisome.